AUGUGCGAGAAGGAGAUAGUGUUGAAAUUGGCGUGGAGGUAUGCUCUAGGGGAUUAUGAAAUUGUAGUGGCCCUUCUUGCUGCUGGUAAAGUAUCAGUCAAGCCAUUGAUUAGCAGCACAGUCCCAUUCAAGGAUGCGUCGAUAGCGUGGGAACGAAGCAAGAGGGGGGAGGGAAUCAAGAAUUUGAUUGCAGGAAUCUAA
This is a messenger RNA of Penicillium angulare, 201 nucleotides long. RefSeq lists its product as uncharacterized. The coding region runs from base 1 to 201 and encodes 66 amino acids. NCBI's taxonomy places the organism in Eukaryota, Fungi, Ascomycota, Eurotiomycetes, Eurotiales, Aspergillaceae. The transcript has a single exon. The record is from RefSeq and is a predicted model, not a curated record.